GACGACAGGCAAAAAAAUGAAAAUGACCUUCGAAUGGGUGCAAGGACUGAAGAAGUUUCAAUUUGGAUUCUUAGGUGAUCAUAUUUUGUGUAUAAAAUGUGGUCCAUCAAUAAAAUUUCAUGAUAUAUUAACUGAUAAGAUUGAAACACUUCAUUUGCCCACAAAACAUUCAACUGUUCUAUCCAUACAUCCACUAGAACCUUAUUUUGCUGUAACAGAGUUAUGUAACGUGAACCCAAAGGUUUACGUUUACAGUUAUCCGCAAAAGGAUGAAAAUGUUCUGAAAAGUAAGUUGCGAUCCGAUUCGCAAGCUUUGUCAAUUUUGAUCAAAUAGAUGCUGCCAAAUUGGAGAUUCAACAGUCCAUCUUUUCCUAUACCAAGUAUUAUGCAACAGUGUCUGGCAUACCUGAUUUUAUUCUAUCAAUAUGGGAUUUUCAUUCUUGUGAAAUAUUGUGCAAAACUAAUUUAAAUGGAUUACAUUUAACAACAUUCAGCUUUUGUCCGACAGAUUGGCAUUAUCUUUUGGGAACAGAUCAUCAUUGUAUACAUGUCUGGCAGAUUGAAACAUGUGACCAAAUGAAUUCUAUUAAAUGCAGUUCGAUGAUAUUACCAGAACGUACCGUUAAUCUUGGGCCAUAUUAUGGACCACAUAACAAUAAGACCAAUGAAGAUACUACAGGUAUACGAUAUGAAACAAGAUUCGAUCUAAAUAUACUGAGAUCUUCAAUUACAGGACUUAAUGAAUCCAGAGAAGAAGAGUUUGACGAUUAUAUGGACAUAUCUGUUCGAUUAAAUUGCGUUUCACAGACUUGGACAAAUUCAGAAUUAGUUUUCAUCGGCUGUGAAGGAGGCCAGUUGUUAUUGUUUGACCCACUCAGCAUGAAUAUGAAAAUUUUACUGAACCCAGCUUCUCGUUGUCAGUGUCUCAAAGAAACGUUUGAAAAUACUCCUGAUACAACUGAUUGCAAUUGUGAUUUUAUCUCAACAGAAUCUUCAUUAAUUAAUUCAGAAGUGGAAAUAGUCAAUAAACUAGAAGGAUGUUUAACCUAUUUAUUAUAUACAACGCAUGGUUUAUUAGCCGGGGGUAGUGAUGGUGUUCUACGUUUACUAAUUUUAAGUAAAGCAACAAAAACGAUAGUUAAUAAAAUAAAUCCAUUCAACAGAGGAAGUGAUGAAUUAUCUGUCAAAGUAAAUGAAGCAUCAUUAGUAAAAAAUAGUGAAAACUAUUUAUUCAACACUGAAAUUCAAAACUGUAUAAAUCUCUAUAAAUUUGAAAACCUGAUACAAAAUAAUCGAUACCAUUGGGGUAAAAAUAUUACAGGUUUGAGUAUAUCAUCAUCUUAUAGACAAAUUGCAGUUAGUUGUCGGCUUGGUUAUAUGAGUUUAUUUAGUUUACAUGAUUCUCUACAGUCUACUCUCAGUCCUGAUAGAGAAGUAUUUACUAACUGUGAUCGAUUUGUUGGGAUGGGACUAAUUACAUUUGAAAAAUCAACGAUUUGUGUUACUGCAGGAACUACCGGUAUAAUCAAUUGUUGGGAUUGUAAAACAGGAGAAUUAAUUGGAUUGUUAUUUCUCAAUGAUACAUGUCAUUGUUUGGCAGUUUCACCAGUUUUGCCUUUAGCAGUUGCUGGAAUGAAUUCUGGUUCUAUAAUGUUUAUUGACUUUACUAGUCCCACUUCACCGAGCAUUGUAAAUGUUAUUCGACUCUAUCGUAAACCUCUUACACAUAUUGCAUUUGACCCUGAUGGUGAAUUUUUAAUUACAGUAAUAGAUGAUGGUCCAAGUAUUUUAAUCUCAGCACUACCUACCAAAUCUUUUGAACCAAUAGGUUAUGUGUCAUUUAUUGGUAGAGUGCAUAAUUUAUGCAUGAUUCGAUCAAAAGAUUCACAGAAAAUCUUUGUUCUUCUUGCUGUUAGUAAUGAUACCAAUAAAACUGCUGAGGUUGUAUACCAGUACGAAAUACCAGCUGGAAUUGGAAGCAAUAAUGAAUUAGACUAUGUUGAUAACUAUCGAAAACUAAAUGAAGAUAAAAUUAAGCUUAUUAAAUGGAAUUUUCACAAACCGAAAGUUGGUGUCUGCUAUUGGCCAUCAAAUGAUGUUUAUGAAUCAACAUCACCAUUGUUAAUUGCAGCUGAUUCUCAGUGUCAUACAUUGGAAAUAUUUUGCGUCGAUGAAUCGCAAAAGAAACAAAAUCUAUUACAUAUUACCGCAGAGUACACUUACGACAUUUUACAAGAAACAGAAAACAUCAAAUUUACAAGAAUAUCUGAUACUAAUUCGUUACUAGCUUAUUCUAUGGAUGGAUCAGUUCAAAUUAUUUGCAUAAAUGAAACUGUUUCACUUCAGUAUUCCGUAAAUAUUCAUGAAUCUGAUUCACGUGGUAUAGUCGCUGCAGAAUUCUGUAAAGAUUUGAAUAGUUUAAUCACAUGUGGUGGAGAUGGUUUAUUAGCCAGAGUUAAAAUAAGUGAAGGUACAAUUACGGAAUCGAAAGUCGGUUCAUUUCCAAGUUUAAGACCAUUACAUGAACAACUAACUAAAUUAAAAGAAAUGGAAAGUUGUGAGAUAACACAAAAUCAAUCACAUUCAAAUGUUAAUCUUUUACAAAAAUCUGAUGUUUUACCAACAUUACCCCAUCAAUCUGGUACAAGCUUUUUAUUAUCUGAUCAACAAAUAUCGGUAGAUGUUGAUGAAGAUACAGAUUUAGAAGAGUUUUCCCAUUAUAAAAGCGAUACUGACUCAAAUGGUAAUACAUGGAUAGAAUCUUGCCAGCUUACUGCUGAAGCUUCAGAAGACUUGAUUUUUGGAGAAACGAAGACAAGCAUUCUUAAUGAAUUGAAUGAAAUCAGAAGUACAGUCAAUGCUAUGGUCAGUGAAAACGAAAGUCUUCCUGAAUUUCAACGUAUUGGCAGGUUGGAAUUUGAGCUAGAUAUUGAUGAACAAAAUGUCAUUUUAGAGAAAACGAAGGAGGAAGUCAACCAGCUCCGAAAAGAAAUAAAAUUAAGAGAUUUAGCAAAACAAUUUACUUGGCAAGCUAUUAAAUCUCAAUGUUGGGAUGAAAUGUUUGUCAAAGGAAGAUGCUUAAAAGCGUUCAAUUUACCAAUUAAAGUUUCAAAUUAUCCACUAAAGAAUAUUACAGACAGUGAAAAACAAUUAAUUAAUACUGUUAUUGCUAGAAUGAAAAUUAUUCAUGCAACAGCAAAAGAAAGAGAAUUAUUGUCUUCACAUUUAUUUCAAUCAAAUGCAUUAAAAAAGCCAGUGAACAUGAUGGAUCGAUUGAUCAUGGUUAUGGUCAAAUGGAUCUUUAUACACGAACGCAAAAGAUUUAUCAAAUUGUUUUGAUAAAAGAUGCAAUUUAUCGCAUGAAAGAAUCUUUCAAUAAACAGUUCGAUGAAUUCUAUGAAAAGAAGGCGAGUCACCUUUCUGACAUUCAAACUAAAUUAUCAAGAAUACGUAAAAUUCAUACGGAUCUUCAACAACCACAUUUGCUAAAACAUCUCAUUAGUCCAAAAUUUGAUCCUGACGAAGAGCCAGAACAGCUAUUUAUUGUUACAGAUGGUGAGAUAACAGUGGAAAAGUAUUUUUCACCUGAACAGUUAGCUGAAAUCCAAUCGAAACGAUUGGCUGAGGAAGAAAGACAACGUAAGGAAAAGUUGGAUAAUUGGCGUGAAAAAGGUUUGGAAGAAAUGAUGGGUGGUGUGUUAGAGAUUACGAAAGAAGAUGAAUUGAAAAAGGAUAUCCCAAAACCAGCUUUUUUAUUAACUGGUAAACCAUCAGUUCAUUGGACGGAUGAUGAUAAACAAAUAUAUGCAGAAUAUGAACGUAAAGU
Schistosoma spindalis is the source of this 3826-nucleotide messenger RNA. The record is from the annotation of a GenBank genome assembly. Lineage: Eukaryota; Metazoa; Platyhelminthes; Trematoda; Strigeidida; Schistosomatidae.